This is a messenger RNA of Colletotrichum tamarilloi, 1347 nucleotides long. RefSeq lists its product as uncharacterized. The coding region runs from base 1 to 1347 and encodes 448 amino acids. NCBI's taxonomy places the organism in Eukaryota, Fungi, Ascomycota, Sordariomycetes, Glomerellales, Glomerellaceae. The record is from RefSeq and is a predicted model, not a curated record. Gene Ontology annotation, molecular function: FAD binding; monooxygenase activity. The transcript has 2 exons.
AUGGGGAGCACAAGCCGGCCACAGCAGCUUCAAGUUGCCAUCAUCGGCGCAGGUAUCGCCGGUUUGACAGCUGCGAUCGCGUUGAAAGAACACCCAUGCAUCAACGUUCAGAUAUAUGAUAAGGCGACAGAGCUUCGAGAAGUCGGCGCUUCUAUUGCUCUGGGCCCGAAUGGCCUGCGUACGUUGGAGAAGCUGGGUGUUCACAAUGCUCUCGACGAUUCGAUUGCUUUCCGCAACAAGUCGGGUUAUCCGAUGAUCUACCGCCAUUACAAGACCGGCGAGAUCGUCUCGGUAGAUGAGCACCACGGAAGCGUGGAGGCCCGCCAUAAGACGGCAAGAUUCCACCGUCCGCAUCUGCAGCAGGCUUUGCUCAAGCACAUCGACCCUGCCCACAUUCACCUCAAAAAGGCCUUCAAAAACAUCGAGAAUGAAGAGUCAACAGGCAGGCUGAGGAUCACAUUUGUUGAUGGCACCGCCGUCACGGCAGACAUCCUCCUCGGCGCGGACGGCAUCCACUCUGGAGUGCGGAGCUUCUACGUCCCGUCAUCUCGGUCAAAGUGGACCGGUUGGACAGCAUUCCGUGCGGUGUAUCCCGUUUUCCAUCUGUCUCACAUCCCCGAUAUUCCAGACGAGGCGGAGCACUGGUGGGGGAUCGAUCGGACGUGGUUCAUGUCGAAGCUUGGCAAAGAUCUGUUCUGCAUCGUCGCGUCUCACCAAAGCGACCCUGACGCCCCGGAUGCCCUGUAUAAAGAUACGGUGUGGAAUACUGGCAGCGACAUCAACUUGCUCAAGAAGCACUACAGCGAGUGGCACCGUCUGGUGCGCGAAAUCAUCGAGGCGACGCCUGCGGAUUCAUUGAAGGUGUAUCCCAACGCUUCUGCCCACGGGCUAGAGAGCUGGGUUCUGGGCCAGGAUAGAGUGACAUUCGCUGGCGAUGCGGCGCAUGCCCAUGGUGGAGCUUUCGCUGCGGGGGGGAGUCUCGCGAUUGACGACGCCUGGGCUUUUGCGGCAUCGAUCCAGCACGUGUUUCCACCUUCAGCUACGGAGCUUCCGUCGGCAGCAGACAUUGCGAAAGCGCUGAAGUUGUAUGAGAAGACCCGAAAAUCACACACGGAUAGAGUGCUUGAUACAGUCCAUUCGACGAAUAAGAAGAAGGUCGAAAGGCUGGCUGUGGUGGAGAACGAUGAUGGCUUGCGGGAGAGGAUGAAGAAUCGGGUCGAGCCUGUUUGGAUCCAUGAACAUGAUGUCGAAUCGGUAUUCAGGCAGGUUUUGGCGCAGGAAAAAAGCCUUGAAGUUUCAGGAGCGACAUCGAAUCCGUCAGAAGUACAGAUAGAAAGCCGCCUUUAG